CCGGUUCGGCUCCGUCUUAGCCGAUUAAAGCGAACCGAACCGGUUCAAGGCGACCCCUUUGUGCCGCCUUAGCCCUCUUUUUUCCUCUCUCUCUCUCUCUCUCUCUCUCUUCGUCGGGGUUCAAAUCCCAUGGCGAACCCGCUCCCCACCUCGGAUAUCCACCUCCAAACCCUAAACCCUCGGAUGAGAAGCUUCGUUCAUGGUACCCGUCGACGAUCCCACCUCGACAGCGCCUCCUACCGCACCCUCGUCCGCAUCUUCUCUCAUUGCCUCGACUUCUCUCUCAAUCCCCCUCGAAAUCCUCCUGAAGAUGCAAACCCUAGCUCGGAUCCUGCUUCUACUCUUCGCGAAGCGCGGGAGAUCUCGUUGGCUGGUAAAGAGCCGACCUUCGAUCGAGAUGAGAGUAGCGAGGGUGGUAGAGUCGAGCUUAAGGAGCGUGAGAGCCCUCAGUUGGAUCGAACUUCCGAUGAAACCAUGGUUUUGGGCGAGGAUUCGCUGAGUGGGGAUGGGUUGAUGUGUAAAGAUGAAGUGUUGCAAUCCGUGGAAGAGUGUUUACAGCGUGAGGACGCUAACAUGGUGGAAGGAUUGGAGAAUGGUGAGUGUGUUGAUAAUGCCCUUUUGAAUGAUCUCAUCUCCGACUUCUCUGGGUUGAUCGAUGCUCGUGAUGAUGUGGUUUGCUCAGUUAAUGGAUUAGAAAGUGGUGAGAAACGAGAUGGAAAUUUUGUUGUUGCUUGUGGUGAGACUCAGAAGAAUGUUAAUGAUCAGGUAUCAAGCUUGGUUGAUCAACUGAAACAACAAAAGGAUUGUACACAAAACGACCAAUGUGAUCUUGGUUUUUCCCUGAAGGCGCAGGAGGUUAAACACGGUGAGUCAGAUGCCUCUAAACAUGAAUUACCUUCUUUUGCGAAGCCAAAUCAAAUCAUUUCAUCCUCGGAAUCACAGCACUGCAGUGAGGAAGAAGAAAGGAUUAAAUGUCUAAAUGGUGAAACUCACAACGAAACACCUGAAGAAAUAAUGCAAAAGGAGGCUAACUCUUGUUUGGAACUUGUAAUGGAUGUUUCUAAGUUGGAGAAUUUUAAUCAGACUCAGGCAGAUCAAGCAGUGAGUCUGGUUGAUGAUGAAGAGAUUGAGGAAGGAGAAAUUCCAGACGAUGCACAGGAGUUGGACGAAGAUCUAUAUGAAGUUCACGAAGAUGAAAUUUUGAGCGAUCGGGACUCUGAAGAAGAUGCAGGUGAAAUUAACGGCGAGGAGGGCGAGUUGGCUGUCUCUUUUGACGAUAGGUCAAAUGAGGGUAGGCAUUUAUUGGGAAAUGAUAGAUUUUUCAUGUUACGAAGUAAAGGAGAUGAGACUAGUGUAUUGAAAGCGCAUGCUAGUUGCACAGCUGCUGAACAGGUUGCUCUGAACCUUUCAGGAGAAAAUUUUGAGAAAGUAGCAAGUGAGAACAAGGGUGCUUCAAUCAUUGAGCAGCCUCUUAAAGUUGAGAAGAAGAGAAAACGUACUUUGACCGACGAAAGAAAAGCUAAGAAAAAGAAGGCCAAACGAAUUAAGAGGGCACAGAAAGAGAGAGCACAAGGAGUAAGGAGAUUGAAAUUGCAGCCAAUAGUUAAGCCAAAAGUAGUCAAAUACUGCAGCUUCUUCUUGAAGGGAAGAUGUCAGCAGGGUGAUCUCUGCAAGUUUUCUCAUGACACAACUCCUCUGACAAAAUCCAAGCCAUGCAAGCAUUUUGCGUGUGGUAAUUGCUUGAAAGGGGAAGACUGUCCUUUCGAUCAUGAGCUUUCCAAGUACCCCUGUCACAACUUCUCUUCCAAAGGCAUGUGUAUUAGAGGAGAUAAAUGCAAGUUCUCACAUAAGAUCCCAGCCAGCGAAGGUUUGUCUCUAACAUCAGAAGUCAGGAAAUCUGAUACUCCGUCAACAACAGAAAAAUUGAACUCAGGAAAGCAAAGUAGCAUUCAGAACAUUCCCGCAGUUCCUUCUGUUGAGCCCAGAACUGUAGCUUCUAGCACAAGAUCUGACCAAAAGCAUUCAGUGGGUUCCUCAAUAAAGUCUACAAAAGCCCCCACAGAAAUACCAAAGGGUAUACGCUUUCUUUCAUUUGGGAAAGGGAAGUUAGAAAGCUGCAAUAAGCAGCAGAGCAACUUGGUCUUGGAGAGACGUGGAAUCAGCGAAGUCGGCAAUGAACAAAAAGCUGUUUUCCGUCCAUUUAUUAAGGAGGACAUGAAGGAUAACAACUUUUUAUGUAAGCCUUCUGUAACCCCCAGUUCAAAAAGCCUCCCAAGGGAAGUUUCAGAAGCCUCUAAGAUUUUAGAGGAGUUCUUAUUCUGUGGUGGCAGCUAGAGGCAGCCUAUCAACUUGUGAAGAAGCUCUCACAUCAUCCUUUUUCAUACUAUCACACGAGAAGGCAACAUUUCUGAGUGCUCCAUUUACCGUAGACAAAGACUGCUUUCCAGAUAAGUGGGACCAGUUACUUCUUACUCUUUUCUGUUGUGGUCCAUUGCUGCAUAUUUCCAGACUAUUCUAUCAUCUCUCCUGGACUUUACCUUUCUCUAGGGCUUGAGAUGCUCGCUGAUAAGCUCUAAAUCUUUUCGAUCAAGGAUGCCUCCAUCAAUGGCAAAGGGUAACUACUGGCUUUCAGUAACCAAGAGAACAACUUCUCUUUCAGACUUCCUAACACUUUGAAAUCAUAACUUAUGGGUGGGUGUCAAUCGUAAAGUGAUAUUAACAAAUCAAAAUUUACUACAGGUGGAUCAAAAUCAUUGAAUUUGCUUUAUCAGAUUCAAGGAAUUUACCUGUCACCCGUAAUUUCAGAUCUAUUCAUACCAUCAGAAAGGUGACUACUUGUAAGGAGGGGUUUGUCUCUGUGCAACAAAUAGGGGUGGCUUUUCGCUGAAAUGUUAGAUACUAGUUGCUGAUCCCAUCGACAUUUCUUUCAUUGCUAUUUGCUUCAAUUAUGCUCAGUGUGGAGGGAUACUGUUGUUGUUUCAUUAAAUAAUUGAAGUCAUGCAAGAUGCUGGCAUAGUUGUAGACAAGGAGGGGCAGAUGGAUAGAGACUCUUGUAAUUAUUGGCUCCGUAUCAAACACUGACCCAUUCAAAGUCUCCUAGCUUAAUGGUUUUUGCCUUGCUAUGAGCAUCUAAGUCACAAAGUAGUAUCACAUGAUCACUGCAACCACUCACAUGGGAGUACUUACAGUUCAUGCUCAUUAACUGUCACAUUCCACUCUUGUCGUCAAGUUCAAAGUUUCAUUUCCCUUCCACCUCCCUCUAAUUUCUUCCUUGUUUUUCAUGGUUUUACACUCACAGACUUGCAAUUCACCUUCCAGUAACUGGCUAUUAAUAUGCCGUCGUCUACCGCUGGGCAGCAUCGGUUACUUGAAAGUCAGUUGGAUGGUAGAUUUUAUAUCAAAACGUUAUUAUUAGUAAGGAUAGCAGAAUUAGAACGUGCAAUAGGUAGAGAGCAUAAUCAACUCUCAUAUUCUUACUACUUCAGUAUAAUACAUGCAAACAAAUGUCAGUAAUGUCAAAUCAUCUUGCCGGUUUGGAAUUUAGUCUGUGGUGGAAGAAUCCUAUGUUGCCAAAAUAUGUACUGAGUUCGUGCCCCGAUAGUCGCGGCGCGAUAGUUGUUGGUCUGUGUUGCUGGUGCAAAUCACACGUGCAAGCUGCUAAAUUUCGUAGAUCUAGUGGGGGCAAGGGCGAA
Messenger RNA from Ananas comosus (pineapple), 3692 nucleotides. Its product is annotated as zinc finger CCCH domain-containing protein 7. The transcript is spliced from 8 exons. The coding region runs from base 130 to 2334 and encodes 734 amino acids. Gene Ontology annotation, cellular component: nucleus. Gene Ontology annotation, molecular function: metal ion binding; RNA binding. NCBI's taxonomy places the organism in Eukaryota, Viridiplantae, Streptophyta, Magnoliopsida, Poales, Bromeliaceae. The record is from RefSeq and is a predicted model, not a curated record. Gene Ontology annotation, biological process: negative regulation of DNA-templated transcription.